This is a messenger RNA of Heterotrigona itama, 464 nucleotides long. The record is from the annotation of a GenBank genome assembly. Lineage: Eukaryota; Metazoa; Arthropoda; Insecta; Hymenoptera; Apidae.
GCUCCUCGAUUCGGAGAAUGACCGUGGAGAUCGAUAAGGAGGAAUUGAAAAAGCGCUUGACACCGCUGCAGUGGCACGUCACGCAGGAAAAGGGUACGGAAAGGCCUUUCUCCGGUUGCUACAACAAAUUCUAUGAGAAAGGCACGUACACUUGCAUAAUCUGUGAUCAAGAAUUGUUCUCUUCUGACACAAAAUACGACAGUGCUUGUGGUUGGCCUGCAUUCAAUGAAGUAUUAGAUCAGGGACGAGUCAAGUUGACCAAAGACACUUCACAUGUUGGUGGAAAUCUACUACUGCUGAUCGCAAACCCAGAUAUGGUGCGGACCGAGGUGACCUGUUCAAAGUGUGGUGCACAUUUGGGACAUGUAUUUAACGAUGGGCCAAAACCUACAAGGAAGCGAUUUUGCAUCAACUCGGCAUCCAUAAACUUCCAUUCAGCAGGAGAAGAGAAGAAAACGACAUCA